UGCCAACAGCAAAAAUUAAAUAGUGAAAUUACUAAAUGUUGCUAUGGCAACAGAACAUAACAAAACCCCGAAAAAUCAGUAUUGCUUUAUUUUUGUCUCAUUAAAAUGAACGAUGAACAGAUAGAGCUACAAUGUUUUAAUAAAAACAAAUUGAACCAAAGUGAUUCAGAGGAGUAUCAUGAAAUAAGUAAUGCAGCAUUACAAGAAACUCUAUUCUCACCUAAACGCCCAGUUACACCGGUCAAAGAAUAUGAUUUUUUUACAAAUCACGACACGGGUACAUUAAAAAAACAAUCAACAAAGAAGAAGAAAAAGAGAAAAGUAAAUAGACCGAGAACUAUAACAGAUGUAAUUAGUUCGGAGCUAGCAAGCACACAACUUCUGAUUGAAAAUAAUAUUAUGGUAGAUGCUGAUGACCGGGUCAGUCAUUUAGAGAAAAAAUCUCGGAUUCACCAAAUUUUGAACUCAACCGGAUUUCGAAAUGAAGAUGCUGAGAAUGGAUUAAAUUGUCUUCAAACGGAUCAUAUCAGUCCAGUGUUUCCUCGAGUUCUUGAAAACAAUGCCAGUAAAGAAGCAAGUAUAUCUGUGCAAUAUAUAGAACCAUUAUUGUUUAGUGACGUGGUAACAGAAUAUAUACAAAGUGGCACAAAACAAACUCCUAAAUUCUUAGAUAUUAUAUUAAAAAAUAUAAGAUUUAAGCAUCACCACGAGUUUUCUCUCGAAAAAUUAUGCUCUUUAAAAUUAAUUGAGUAUUAUGAAAAAUAUCAGAACACUACUAAUAUAAUAAAAGACAUUAUUAAGAAAAUUGACGUUAACAAAAGAACAAGAAUAAGUUUAAAAGAAAAAUUGCUUAAAAUAAGUCCAAACAGAAAAGAAGAUAUAAGAUAUGAUACAAAUAUACUAAAGUAUACGAAAAUCAUGCUAGAAUGGAAGAAGAAGUAUUAUCGCACCUUAGAAGAACAGAGAGAAAAUGUUCAUCGAAUUAUUUCUAUCUGGGCAGAUAUUGAAAUGAUCAGAGAAAAAUCUGGCCUGACUAAAACAGAUUACUUACUGGAAAUUACAAAUAAUAAAAUAGAACAAGAUGAAUUUGAAAAACAAUGGAACCAAGUUUUUGAGACGGAAUAUUCUGAUAUGAUAAUUAAAAUUGAGUACGAUUUUAUAAAUAGCUACCUUGAAUACAAAGAUUUAAAACAUCAAAGUGAUAAAGGUGAUGAAAAAAAUAAAAUAACGAAACCUAAAUUAGAAAUUGACUAUGAAAAGCUAAAAGUAAAUGUUGAAUCCAUAGUAAAUUUAAUUGUAGUAAAAAAUAACAUUGAUUUGUUGUUAAAAAGAGAUGAAAGUUUGAUGAGCAAUGCAUGUAAUAACAGAAAAACUUCAAUUAUGAAUAACUAUUGCUUUAAGAUCUACGUAGACGAUGUUUUUGUUUGUGAAUCAGAUAAUUAUAUGUGUAAGCAGGAUCAAAGUGAAAUAGAUUUUAUCGAAUAUUUAUCCAUAGAAAUACUCCCGCAUAAUAAAUCUUUGAGUAUUGCUUUAUUUGAAAACGAUGAAAAAAUGACUUCGUUUCAAAUUAUGCUUGCUGAUACAAAGAAAAGUACUCUUGAGACUAGUUUAAAAUACAAUUUUGUUUUUGCCAAGACUGAAGAACCCAGCAGUAAGUACAUCGGCUGUGGAUUUGACAUUAAAGAAAUUGCUGCAAAAAAUAAAGUCAGAUUGAAAUCAAGCAAUAUCUUCAAAGGAAAAUUAUGGACUAACUGUGAUCUUAAUAUUCAACUCGAUUGGAAUGAUAAGUACAAUAACAAUCAAUUUGAAUCUAUAAAGUCACAAAUGGACGUAGGGCGACAAAUUAAGCAUUUACUUCUUGGUAAGAAGGAGCCAAGUCUCAACGAAAUAACAGAAAUAGUAAAUCAUUUGUAUGAUACAAAUAUUAAAGAUAACCAAAAUCUAAUGACUGUACUUAAGGAUAUUUGCAAAACUAAAAUUAAAACCAGUAAUGAUUUCAAUAUUAUUGAAAAUGAUUCAGAAAUGACUCGAUUCAAACUAUUACAUUUAAGAGCUAAUGGAGGGCUUUUGGAUUUAGAGAAUAAAACUGUCCCUUUGUUUACAACUCAAAUGUCAACUGAGCUGUUAAGCUGUUUACAAAAGGGUGAUCAGAAAGAUCCCGGUUAUCUUAACUUUGUAAGGGAAACGGAUAAUUCAAUCGAUGUGCAAAGAUUUAUAGGGAUAAAAUUUGUAGAAAAGCUUAACGAAAAUGUUACGAAAAAAGUAAAUGACCAUCUUCUAAAUAUUACGUAUAAAGAUGUUGUAAGAGAUUUUGAAGAUUUGAGUUUAAGAGCUCUUUUUUCAAACCAAACAAACCUAUCUUUGGGUGCAGCGACUAGUGUAUCAAAACAAAAACUUAUUAAAGAUUGUUUGAUAAAGGAGCAAGAAAUUUACAUAACAAUAUACAAAGCAUACAACUUGACGAGCAGGAGUCCCCUUACAAUAACGGAAGAUGACAACGAUAGUGAUAAUAUUGCCGGUUUUAAGGUUCAUCCACUUCGACCAUUAGUUCAAGUGAGCUACCAUGGUUUAACUGGUCAAACCGCUACAGCUAUUGGUCGCCAUCCCUCUUGGAACCAUACUCUCAAAAUUAAAACAAGAUUGGAACCGUUAUCAACAAUCCAUAUAAAUAUUUACGAUCAAUGCAAGGAGCAUCUUAACGAAAUGUCCGAUGAUCAAUCUGCUGCAAAUACCAUCAUUUACCGAAAAUAUAACAAAUGGCUUGGAGCUAUCAACAUACCGUUACACACCGUACUGAGUUUGGGAACUGUCAGAGGCACAUUCAAAGUGAGCGUACCGCCAUUAAUAUUUGGCUAUGAAAACUCUUCUUCUAAACAAUCAGAAUCAACGUUCUCGGUACUAAAUCAACUGAUGAAGAAAGAAAUAUCGUUUUUAGCUUUACAAGUUACGACAAGCAUGUCACAUUUAGGAGGAUUUCAGACCUAUCGCCAACCAAUUACAAAUGUUUCUGAAGCUGAUUUUAUUAUACGGCAUCUAAAUGAAUUUAUGACAGACUAUACUAAUGAUUUUCCUGGGAGAAAUAUAUCGUUAACUUUCAUUGAUAGCACACUGAAGAACAAGUGCGUUUCGGAGUUUUUGCAAGCAAUCCCUGUUCCAGACUAUGAAUGUUUUCCAGUAGAUCCAAAGAAAUCCGAAUCCGCUAGGUCAAAAAGCUCUGUCUAUUCAAAGAGUUCCUCCUCAAGAAGUAGCAGAAAAAAGUCUUCAACAGAAGACAAGGAAUCAGGAAGUGUUGAAAGUUGGAAAAAUGGUGAAAUCCAGUUGAUGAAAUAUAUGGAUGCGGUUGUCAGAUACGUCUCCCUAAUACCGACGUAUGAAGUCACGGAAACUCAUGUCACCACUUUGAUGGGAGUGGAACUUCUGAAAGUGCUAUACGGUUCUCCACUAGACCACACAAUAUUACUAGCUAGUUAUUUCCUCCAUUUAGAAAUCAAAUGCUGGAUCAUUAUCGGGUUUGCCUUGCCACGUGGUCUAAGCAGCUAUGUUUUAGUAGAGCACUUCCAUAAUAAGAUAUUAAGAAGUAACGAUCACAUCAGCACAAGUGGUAUGUGUGGUGGAAAUGAAGGAUAUGUCUGGUACAUUUAUGAUGCUGUUGCUGGGGAGAGAUACGAGUUGAGAGAAAUCGGAUGUCCUUUGAAAACAGUGAGUUAUGUGUUCGACUCGGAAAAUAUAUGGGUCAAUGUUCAGUCAGCGCAAGAUUGUGAAAGCGUGUCUCUUAAUUUCAACAGGUCAUCAGACUGGCAAACUGUAUUCAACAAACCCUUAUUUAUUACAAGACCUGUUAACGAAAGUUUGUACAGUAAGGCGGAAGAUGUAGAAAGUCUGCGAUCAAACUUGGAAACAAAAAUCAAGAAUAAGAUUCAAAAAUGGCGAUCGCUCGUCAAGACUAUUUGGAAUAGAUAUUGCAGCACUCUGUUGCGAGAAAUGCUGCCCCACUGGGAAUAUUGGUCAUUUAAUCCAGGGGAGCCGCGAACAAGCCCCGGCCAUCGUUUCAAACAACUUAUGGCUACCUACAAGAUCUACGGUUUCCCGCUUAACAUGCCGUAUUUAAAUUCGAAGCUCAUAAUUUCCAAGAUAAAAUCCACAGCAAUACACGUAAACGAUGACCCAAACGUGGAAUUUGGUUUAGGCAUUGAAGUUUACGCUUAUCCUAACAAUGUUUUAAGUGUUUGGGUAUUUCUAGCUAGUAUUAUUAGAAUUUAAAAUCUAAUACAUCCAAUACUUUGUUUUAUUUGCCUAAAUUUAUUGCUUGC
Molecule: messenger RNA, 4310 nt
Organism: Maniola jurtina (meadow brown)
Lineage: Eukaryota; Metazoa; Arthropoda; Insecta; Lepidoptera; Nymphalidae
Gene: Cc2d2a
Product: protein CC2D2B
Exons: 11
Coding region: 106-4260 (1384 amino acids)
Biological process (GO): protein localization to ciliary transition zone; non-motile cilium assembly
Cellular component (GO): ciliary transition zone
Source: RefSeq, a predicted model, not a curated record